Messenger RNA from Planococcus citri (citrus mealybug), 3073 nucleotides. RefSeq names its product glucose dehydrogenase [FAD, quinone]-like. Bases 451 to 2310 code for a protein of 619 amino acids. The transcript is spliced from 6 exons. The record is from RefSeq and is a predicted model, not a curated record. NCBI's taxonomy places the organism in Eukaryota, Metazoa, Arthropoda, Insecta, Hemiptera, Pseudococcidae. Gene Ontology annotation, molecular function: flavin adenine dinucleotide binding; oxidoreductase activity, acting on CH-OH group of donors.
UACAUCAAACGCAUAUAAUAUCGCUCACGCCGCAAACCAUUUGUGUCUUAUUGAAAAGCGCACAUGUUCAAGCGGGGUUGAACUUGAACUCCUACAACUUUUAUACAUUCGGUACAGCGGUUUUAAUAAAAGUUAAUUAAUAUCACUUUUUUUUUCAACGCGGCUGAUUUACUCGUCGUACUACAAAUUGCUUUGUAUAUUUACCGAAAAAGUGUACGAUACUUUUCACUCGAUCGUUAACUCGAUCACGCAGUGCGAAUAGAUUUAUGUAUAACUUCAGAAGUAGAUAAUCGAUGUCUACCUCUCGGACGUAUUUUUAUUACCGUUACCUAAUGAUUUAAUAUCGCGACUGUGAAGUGUUUUCAGUGAUUUAACCAUUGCAUCUACAAUUUAUUAUUCAUUCAUACAAGAUUGGUGAACGAACGUUACCGGCUAAAAACUGUUUGCGGAAUGAAGAGUAUCAAAUUGUUGGCAGUAAUAACGAUACUAUGUAUUCAAAAUACUCGUCAACAGACUUUUCCUCCUCUACUUCAAGGAGCUCUGAAAGGUUUGAGCGAAGGAAUACAACACAUGAACAACGAGCCUAUCGAUCAACCGACGAUAUUAAAAGAAUACGAUUUUAUCAUCGUUGGAGCCGGUAGCGCAGGCAACGUUAUAGCUAAUCGAUUAACCGAGGUCCCAGAAUGGAAAGUUCUACUGAUAGAAGCUGGAAUGGAAGAAAAUUUUGUAAUGGAUAUUCCUGUGAUCGCGAAUAUGCUACAAUUUACAGACGCGAAUUGGAAAUACAAAACGGUGCCAUCCAACAAGUACUGUUUAGGAAUGGACAAUCAUCAAUGUAAAUUCCCCAGAGGUAAAGUAAUGGGUGGAUGUAGCGUUCUAAAUUACAUGAUUUAUACCAGAGGUCAUCGGAAAGACUUCGACAACUGGGCUAAUUUAGGCAACACAGGAUGGGAUUAUCAAAAUGUACUAAAGUAUUUCAAAAAACUAGAAGAUGUCCAGAUACCAAAAUAUGCAUCUGAUAGAGUUUAUCGAAAUACGGGCGGAUAUCAAACCAUCUCUGAAGCUCCAUAUCAUUCAAAAGCUGCUCAGGCUUUCGUAAAUGGGGGAGCCGAACUGGGUUAUCCGACGCCUGAUAUCAAUGGGCGUUAUCAAGUCGGGUUUUCUUAUCAUCAGCUAACAGUACGAAAUGGCACCAGAUGCAGCACCUCAAGAGCCUACUUACACCCAAUCCGUAAACGACGCAACCUCCACGUGAAAAAAUACAGCAUGGUUACUAAAAUUCUAAUCGACCCGAAUACAAAAACCGCGUACGGAGUAGAAUUUCAGCGAAACAGACGUAAAUAUCGAGUUUUAGCCAGAAAAGAAGUAAUCGUAUCGGCAGGUGCGAUCAACUCUCCUCAUCUUCUUAUGCUGUCUGGUAUAGGACCUCGAGACCAUCUCGAACAAAAAGGUAUAAACGUCAUCCAAGAUCUGCCAGUUGGUGAGAACCUUAUGGAUCACGUAUCAUUGGGUGGACUAACUUUUACAAUGAAUGAAACAGUAACCUUGAACACGGAUCGCGUAUUAGAAGAUCCUUAUUCUUUGAACGAUUUCUUGUAUUAUCACGAAGGGCCUAUAUCCAUUCCAGGAGGUACCGAGGCUUUAUCGUUUUUUGAUCUCUCAGACCCGAAAAAUCCAGACGGUCAUCCCGAUUUAGAAUUAUUAUUCGUUAACGGUAUGCUUAGUGGAGAAGUAUCUUUACGAAAAAGUUUUGGUAUCACAGAUCACAUCUACGACACUGUGUACAAACGUAACGAAGGUCUCGAUGGUAUUAUGAUCUUACCGAUGGUGAUGCGUCCUAGAAGUAAAGGUCGUGUUUUACUGAGAGACACCAACCCGUUCCAUCAUCCCUUAAUUUAUCCGAAUUACUUCGCCGACGAAAGAGAUCUUGACGUUCUAGUAGAGGGUGUACGAAUCAGUCAAAAGUUGGCCAAAACUAAACCGAUGAGACGCUUAAAAGCAACUCUGUGGAAGGUACCAUUACCUGGCUGUGCAAAUUACACCUUUAAUUCGGACGAUUACUGGAAAUGCCACGCGAGAAAUUUACCGUUCACAAUAUACCACUUAUCGGGCACUUGUAAAAUGGCGCCGGUGACCGAUCCUACCGGUGUCGUUGACCCCAGACUAAGAGUCAAAGGUAUAAAAAAUCUGAGGGUUGCUGAUGCGUCUAUCAUGCCGGAAGUUACAUCGGCUCAUACGAACUCUCCGACUAUUAUGAUCGGUGAAAAAGCUUCAGAUAUGAUAAAACAAGACUGGAACGUGAAGAUUUAAGACUGAUUUGAUUAUAUGUACAUAGUACCUAUUUGAAAAUUUUCAAAUGCUCACUUAAAUAAGACUGAUCGAUAAUUUUUAACGCGAGCGUACAGAAGGUAAAGCUGCAGAGUCAUUUUUUCAAAAAGAUAGCGCGAAGUUGUACAUAGGUAGUAGAUGUGUAGUGAAACAAAAAAGGCCUUUGUAAUAUCAUUUGUGACCUCAUCCCUUUCUACUUAUUUUCUUCCGCAGUGGCGAGGAAAUACAUCGCGAUCUUCUUGUUGAGGAAUAAGUGCAGGGAUAGCUUGUACUUAAUAAUAAUUAACGUCUUGGUCUCAAAAUUUACUAAGAGCAGUUAUUUACUACAAUUUGAUUUGUUUUUCUUUUUUGAAAAUAGUCCUUAUACUUAGUGUGUAAAAUUGAUAAAAUUAAUCCUCUGUAUUUAAAUUUUGUUUUUUACUUUUUUCGACGAAAAUAUUUAGUUUAAUGGUGCAAAUGUUUACUUUUUUCAACUUUAUUUCAUAAGAAUGAUUAGUGAUAUUAUUUAUCUAUCCGGUGAAUUUGCAUUUAUCUUAGUUUAUAAUCAAAUCUUUAAAUUAUUUUUACGGUGAAAUUUGGCCAUUUUAGAAGCAAGCCAAAACAAAUAGUGGUAUCUCAUAGCCACCGGUAUAGCAGAUGCUUUUUGAAUAUUGGCAUUAUUUGUAAUUUAUUUUGCGUUUUAUUAAUUUAAUUGUUUUUUCUUUUGUUAUAAGACAUUUUUUCAAGUAAAUCAUUUUUUCGUAUA